Molecule: messenger RNA, 4305 nt
Organism: Pseudo-nitzschia multistriata
Lineage: Eukaryota; Bacillariophyta; Bacillariophyceae; Bacillariales; Bacillariaceae
Source: the annotation of a GenBank genome assembly
GGCCGUACAUACGUACCACCCUAUGAUAAUUUUCUUUCGAAUUCAUCCACCACGUAUCGUGCAAUUUGUGGAAAUAUUUCGAUCAAUCCUUUUGUGCGGUUCGCUUUUCUUGGCAUAAAAAUUCAUGAUAUCUUCCUCAAACGAGUUUGUGCCGUACUCUCUUAGUGAACUACGCGAUCCAGCUCUGUGUAAUACUGCACUUCCUCUCAUAUCACCAAGAAAAUCCAAGGUGUCCUGUAAAUCAUGUCGCGAAUUGAAGAGCAAUGUACUUCUCAAGCUCCCCUAGACUACUUAGGUCUGGUGGAAAAGCAACGUCGGUUGUUGAAAGAUGUGUCUUCGACGCCGACGAUAUCCAAAGAUAGCAACUCUGGUAGCACUGCCGAAAAGAACCCAUGUAAACCAGACGCCGCCAAAUCAAAUGUUGCCUCUAUCCCGGCAACAACUGAGACUGAAUGGAUCUCCAACUGGAGGUUCGAACGAGUACCAUCUAGCAAGACCGAGACAGAAUGGAUCUCCAACUGGAGGUUCGAACGAGUUCCAUCCAGCAAGAAAACACAAGAUUUUGUUGUCGAUUCCGAUGUUCAAGUGAAGAAAACGAAGUCGUCAAAGAUCUUUGACUCCUCUCCGAGCGAGAGUCAAGAAGGUGGAAUAUUUUACUUCCAGCGCAUUUGUUCUCGAAACGAAUCUCACAAGACAAAAACUGCACAUGAUUCCUAUACCCGGGUCUCUGAAUCCUCAUCGGAUUGUGCUGUAACUACCAAUGGCGAUCAACAACUGCCAAAUUUCUUCGAAGUGAAUGUCGACGGCGACGAUCUAUUUGCGGACUUGGAAGCCGUUGCUGAUUCGAAAGACGAUAGCGAAAUAUCCUUCGACGAUUUGAUGGACAUUGAUGUCGAAGACGGCGCCUCCACAGAACACAUACAGAACUACAACGGCCACCCAUAUUCUGAUUCCAUCUACGACGUCGAUGGAUUCCUCAACGCGACUGUAGAUAACUUGAGAAAUGCUUCCCUGGAAGAUGACGAAGACAUCAAUAUGAUGAGCUGCGACGACACUGCCAGCAACAAUAUGAAUACCUACUUGUCGCCCGUUACAAGCAAGGCGAGUCUUUCGUCUACUCUUCCUUUUGGAUCGCUGGAUUCCCCCACGUGUGUCGCACAAGACAUGGCAUUGUCUCCCAUAUUCAGCAGCAGUCUCUCCAUGCCGUCGGCAUCCACUAGGCCCGCUUUUCAACAAAUGCGCAAGAUUAUGACGAAACAGCUCAUGGACAUAAACAACGGCAGCAUGCCCCGUUCCCUCCACAAAGAUUCUCUGCUUCCGUGUGCCGAAGGCAUGGACCAGAUGUAUCUAGAUACACUACAGAAAUUGUCCAUUAGUAUGGCACGUAGCAAUCGAACCAGAAAGUCUCUCAGCAUCCCCCUGCAAACAAUGCAAGACGGCAAUGAUUCACACGGACUACAGCGGCAACAGGACUACAACAACCGAGAAUAUACCCGUGUCAAUCAAGUUUUGAAAUCCGUUCAAACCUCCAGUCGACAUGUCGAUACAUGUCUGCAAAGUGUUCGCAUGAUGAGUCGAUAGGAUAGCUUACAAACUACUGUACAAUAGCAAUAUCUAAUUCCUUUUUCGUUUUAAACUAAGCACCUCCUCGAAAUCCCAAUCUGCGAACGAAACGUCUUCGUCAACUGAUAUACACGAGCACAAACAGUAUCACAGGAACGCUUACGAAAUGCUUCCCUUCCUAUUCAUCUUGGCAGCAAUGCCAAGAAAACAUGCUGUUCCAUGCACUUUCGUCCUCGCCGAAUUCAGGCAAGCGAAUUUUUCAACACGCUUCAAAUAUCUGAUACGGCGCGAAUUCUCGUUCAACAGGUUAAACGAAAGCGGAUAAACUGAUAGCGUAACAAAGAAUAACAUUCUUGCAAUAAAGAUCAUUUGGACCUGUUUGAUAAGUUCAGAAAAAUAUUCAACGGAACAGAAAAUGGAAGAUUUUUCUUUUGAUAUUUUCCCGAUAUCAAAAUCCAUUAAUGUAUCUGGUGGGCAAUUUGCAAGAACGUUCUUGUGAGACCACUACUAAACAUUGAAUUAUUGGAAACGACACGAAGUAAAAAGUAGUUGAGCACACAGAGGGAACACAAACUCUUUAAUUAACGCCUUCAUAAUCAUACUUAAAGGUCUCACUAUGAGACAAUGUACGACGUUCUUCUUCCUUCUAGACUUGGUGAGGUCCGGGACCUACCUUAGGAUCGUACUGGAUCCUGUACGGAUUUUCGUACUAUAAUUGAACACGAGUAUGAAACAAUGGGUGAUUCCCGUUAUUCUAGAUCUCUAAAUUUUUGGUCUGUCAGUCCAUCAGAAUUUAGAGUUUUUGACUCUAGAUUUAGCACAUUUAGGACCGGUCCUAAAUCUCUAGAUUUAGAGUGGAACCCAUGAAUAAAAUACUUUCCAGUCGUCCCUUGAAAGACUUAACACACGUAUCGAAAAUUUGUGCCUCUUUUUAGUCAGCACGCAGGCCUAUUUUUAGAGUAUAGUAGUUAAGAUUCCAAAUUCCGGAAAAGACUGGCAUCGAGCUGGCAUCCUCUCAGUCUUUCCGUUGAAUGUCUUGAUUCCCGUUACUCUAGAUCUCUAGAUUAGAGUUUUAGAGAUUUAGAAUAACGGGAAUGACCCAAUGAGCCAGUUUCUCAUACCGGUAAGUCAGUAGUACAAGCAGUAGGUUUCUCAUACAUACUUAGUAGAAAUACAUACCGUACGAAGUACAGCGCUGUACUUGUGCAGUAACAACGGAGGCCUCGGCUCAUAAUCAUUAUGAUCAGCAUGUACUAUACGACGGUACAAGUACAUGGUUGAGUAGGAGUACUCGUACGCACCACACCGGUAGUUCGAAAUCUUCGAACAGACUUCAAACUCGUACUACGAACUCGUAGAUAUUAAUCGUACCGUAUGAGUAAAACAGAAAAGGGGAAACGGGAACAAUUACAAAAAUGAAGACGAGCUAGCACGACUCGUGUUAUUAGAGGUACUUCUGCUCUCUUCACUUUUUCAUUUCUGAACAGAAAGUUCAGAUAAACCUUGGACACAGUUGCUCAAGGACACGGUCAACAAAGACAAGAUAGCGCAAAUGCGAAGUGAACUGGAAUAUAAAAAAUUGCCAAGAAAGGAGCAUGAAACCAUAAUGUUACUUUCUUUCUCACUCGUGGUGGUGUUCUUGGCUUCAAAAGUGUCUCCUUGCGAGGUCAAAUUUGUUUCCAGGUGUUACAGUGUACAUUUUUCAUGAACAAUGUAGAGAGGRGCAUCUUACUGUAAAGGCUUGUCGAGCAGAAUCUGCUGUCGGAUCUCUUUAGUAGUGCGAUACAUCGACACCUGCCAWCGGUGCGACACACCGUUGUAACAAUAAAAUAAGUGCGAUCUCCAUAUCGCAGAAAUCGUGUUUUGUUUCCAUUUGUAUGUUUCAUUCAGUAUCUCCACAGGUCAGAAUACUGACGCUCAAAGGGGAAAAGACUUUCUUUGCUGCGCAAUCAUUGCUACCAUAGAUAUGUUCAGCCUACGAUUGCUACUCCACCAUAUUUGUCUUUCACCAAGAGAUUGUUCUUCUCUUUUUCCAUGAUAUAUUCUUUCCAAAGCGGUCCACAGGUAGCAGUCUUUUUGGACCAACUGCAACAUAUUUGAUACCUUCGGGGAAUUCCAGGCUCGCUAAGACAUUGUGCUACKGGAGGAGGAGCUGGCGAAGAGUGAUCGUCAGUGUAGUUGCCGAAGACGAAAUCAUGCCCAUGUCGACGAGCACCGCACUGACCAUGGAGCAACAAUUUCAACACAACAUGAAAAUUGCUGCAGCAAUUCAGAUACACUUUUCCGGCAUUGAAAUGGAAUUUGAGUGCGGUCAAGCUCGACACGAUAGUUUUCUCUCUAUCGGUAGAAGCGAAAUCCUUUGGAUAUCCAGAUCCUUGCAUGUUGUCGUUUUCAUUCACCAGAAAUUGAAAUGGGAAGGAUGAGUUCCGUUGAUAGACGAGGGAUUCAUUGUAGAUUUUCGGAUCUUCAGUUGUCACGAUAAGUUUUGGCCGUGGAUCGAUAUCGACAGCAGAACUGAUGUUUCUAGGGUAUGAUAGACCAGGAUAUGCAACGUCAGUGGCAAGUUCCAUGUACCGAUCAAAAGGUAGGCAUGUGCUCUCUGAUUUGCACUUGUCAGAUCCACGAAUAGCCAACCCAACAGUUUCUGAAGGAUMCAUAUCUUCAGUUCGAAUUGUCGACAUCUGUUUUUCUAGCAAAUCUUUAUAAUGUGGAUUUGGCCGUAGCAUAUAUACGUAGACUUGA